This is a messenger RNA of Pelagomonas calceolata, 846 nucleotides long. NCBI's taxonomy places the organism in Eukaryota, Pelagophyceae, Pelagomonadales, Pelagomonadaceae. The record is from the annotation of a GenBank genome assembly.
AUGCGCAGCAACGCACUGCUCAAGACCUUACUCACCACCACCACCAUGUGCGCCGCCCUCGACCUCUACACGAGCCUGGAGUCCCUCGUCGCGAAGCCGUACUACAAGCUCGAGCAGAGCGUCGCCGCGAAACAGAUUCCCGCGCUGUCGACCGCCGAAGGGGAGCUCCAACCGCUGGCCGACGGCCCGGGCGCGACCUUCGACCACGGCCCGUGGGACGCGCUCCUCCGGAAACACGUCAAGGCCGGCCGCGUCGAUUAUGACGGUCUCCAGGCCGAUAAAUCCAAAUUCGACGCCUACGUCACGUCCCUCGCCCAAGCGGACGUCGCGAAGCUCUCGCCGAAGGAGAACUUCGCCUUCCACUGCAACGCGUACAACGCCCUGUGCAUCGGCAAGAUUCUUGAUGAAAAGCCCGCCAAGUCGAUUUUAGAUCUGUCGACGAAGCAGCAGACCGUCUGGGAUUCGAGAGCUGGUAUCAUUGGCGGCGAGGUUGUGAGUCUCAACGACGUCGAGCACAAGAGGCUGCGCCUCGUCUUCGCCGAGCCGCGCGUCCACGCGUGCCUCGUCUGCGCGUCGGCGUCGUGCCCCGACCUCGCGCCCUACGCGUUUACUGGAAAGGAGCUCGACGCCCAGCUCGCGGACCGGACGCGGACGUGGCUCGCGAACCCGACCAAAGGGUUCGCCUCGGAGCGCAGCGGCGCCGUCGCGCGCCUGUCGCGCAUCUUCCUCUGGUUCGAGGCGGAUUUCGAUGAUACAUUGGCGUUCGCGCGCGCGAACGGCGCGGCGGCCGACGGCGCGCCCGCGGUGCGCUACUUCGAGUACGACUGGUCGCUGAAUAAGAGCUAG